UUGAGCUACAUUAACUGUUCCAGAGCUACUCAAGCCCGCGGGCUAAAGAAUCAUUUUUAACAGGAAGUUUGGUGAAAGCUCCAUCAGUUAACCACUAUUAACUUAGCAGAUGCUAAUCAUUAAUGAAGCUUCUGUGCUGGCUAAGCUAUCCGUACGGCUACCUGCAGCUCUUUGUGGACCGAGAGGAGCGCACCAAGAGAACAGCCCAAUGGAAGCCAAACCCAGGAGGCCAGUGGUGCUACAGCCCCGCUGGAAGCGCGUCGUAGGAUCGACUGGUCCAGUCCCACGGCCCCGGCACGGACACAGGGCCGUAGCCAUUAAGGAGCUGAUGGUGGUGUUCGGCGGGGGGAACGAGGGGAUCGUGGAUGAGUUGCAUGUCUACAACACAGCCACCAAUCAGUGGUUCAUCCCUGCAGUCCGUGGUGACAUCCCCCCCGGCUGUGCCGCCUAUGGCUUCGUGUGUGAUGGGACGAGGCUGCUGGUGUUCGGAGGGAUGGUGGAGUACGGCAAAUACAGCAACGACCUAUAUGAGCUGCAGGCGAGUCGCUGGGAGUGGAAACGUCUGAAGGCCAAAGCGCCAAAGAAUGGCCCACCCCCCUGCCCCCGUCUUGGACACAGCUUCUCUCUGAUUGGAAGCCGGUGCUACCUUUUUGGUGGACUUGCCAACGAUAGCGAAGAUCCCAAAAACAACAUCCCCAGAUACCUGAAUGACCUGUACUGUCUGGAGCUGCGGCCGGGCUCCAGCGUGGUCGGCUGGGAGAUUCCAGCAACGUCCGGCCCAUCACCACCACCCAGAGAGAGUCACACGGCGGUGGUGACGACAAACCACGGGGCCAGCAGGUUAAUCAUCUACGGAGGCAUGAGUGGCUGCCGGCUGGGGGACCUGUGGGUCCUCGACAUAGACUCUCUGGUGUGGAGCAAACCAGGCCUCGGUGGGACGGCCCCCCUACCUCGCAGUCUGCACUCCGCCACCACCAUCAACAACAAGAUGUAUGUUUUUGGAGGUUGGGUUCCUCUGGUGAUGGAUGAUGUUAAAGUGGCGACUCAUGAGAAGGAGUGGAAGUGCACCAACACACUGGCCUGCCUCAACCUAGACACAAUGUGCUGGGAAACGGUGCUGAUGGACACUUCAGAGGAGAACAUCCCCAGAGCUCGCGCAGGUCACUGUAGCGUCGCCAUCAACUCCAGACUUUAUAUCUGGAGCGGCAGAGAUGGAUACAGGAAGGCCUGGAACAACCAGGUGUGCUGCAAAGACCUCUGGUACCUGGAGACCGAGCGUCCCUGUGCCCCCUCUCGGGUGCAGCUGGUGCGGGCAAACACUACGUCUCUGGAGGUGAGCUGGGGGCCGUCACAGACCGCAGACACCUACUUGCUACAGCUGCAGAAGUACGACAUUCCUGCCACACCUGCGGCCUCCUCACCUGCCACAACCCCUUCCCCCACUAUUGCCACACCUGGAGCCAGCUCCCCCAAAAGCUCUGCCCCCGUCACAGCAGUACCAGCCAACCAAACUGUCCCCCUGUCCGGCAUCACACUCAUCCCUACUCCCACUGCAUCUGUAGCUGGAACCCCGUUGGCUGCAGCUGCUAAAGCACCAGCAAUCUUGAAAGUGCCAUCAGCUCCAGGUACAACAGGCGGAGCCUCCAUCGUCACAGUGAGACAGGCCAUGCCCAAGUCGCCAGUUGGUGUGACGACACUUCCUGCAGGUGUUCGUAUGGUGGUACCUGCUCAGCCCGGUCAAACGCCAAUCGGCAGCAAUCCUCAGAUGAGUGGCAUGGCAGCAUUGGCGGCGGCAGCUGCAGCGACUCAGAAGAUCCCUCCAUCUACAGCAACGGUGCUGAAUGUCCCCGCAGGAGCAACCCUAGUGAAGACUGUCGCUGUCAGUCCAGGAACGAGCAGUCUGCCUGUCAAAGUGGUGAGUAACAUGGCCACGGGAAUGUUGAAGACGGCUGCAGCCCAGGUGGGUGGGGCCUCUGUCUCCAACCCUGGGACCCCCAGCAGGCCAAUCAUCACGGUCCAUAAGUCGGGCACGGUGACCGUCUCUCAGCAGGCUCAGGUGGUCACGACGGUGGUGGGUGGAGUCACAAAGACCAUCACUCUGGUUAACAGCCCACUGAGCAUGGGAGGAGGCGGGACACUGCUCAGUAACCUCAGCAGCCUGGGCAAAGUGGUAUCGGUGGUCCAGACCAAACCAGUUCAGAGUGGUGCCGGUACGGUCCAGGCUGGGAGCAACGCAGUAACUCAGAUCCUCCAGGCUAAGGGCGGUCUCCCUGCAGGAACCAUCCUGAAGUUGGUAUCGUCUGCCGAUGGUAAGCAGACCACCAUCCUCAGCACGGCACAGGCUGGAUCCUCAGCAGGGAAACCCACCAUCCUGGGCGUCGCGCCGGGAGCCUCCAAACCCGGAACCACCAUCAUUAAGACCAUCCCAGUGUCAGCUUUGCAGGGAGGCGCAGGUGGAAACAGUCCGAUCACCAUCCUGACUACCAAGAUGGUGACUCCAGGGACCGCUGGAAAAAUCCUCACCACCGUGCCAAAAGUGUCUGCAGGUGGCCAGCAGGGGGUCACACAGGUGGUGUUGAAAGGAGCUCCAGGUACGCCGGGCACAAUCCUCAGGACCGUCCCGAUGAGCGGAGUCAGACUGGUCUCGCCAGGAGGUGUUGGCACCAAGCCCGGCACAGUAACCACGUUGGUUGUCAAGGGAACCACAGGUGUCUCCAAUCUGGGGACGGUUACAGGAAACAUCUGCACUACCGUGGCAGGAACCGCCGGUGCUCAGGUUAACGCCUCCUUGGCAACGCCAAUCACCACCCUGGCAACUGUUGCCACAUUGGCUGGCCAGGUCACGACAGCCACAGCUGCCACUGGACCUAAGCAGGUGACUCUGAUCACAACACCAAGCGGUGCAGAGGCUCAGCCGGUCGUCCAGGAUCUGCCAGUCUCUAUCAUGGCUUCUCCUACUUCAGAGGAACCUGGAAGUACUACGAUUACGAGUACAACAACUACUGCACAGGGCGAGACUGGGGAAAGUGCAGUUGCUGCAGUGACAAUGGUCUGCUCCAACCCGCCCUGUGAGACGCACGAGACGGGAACGACCAACACCGCUACCGUCGCUAGCGCAAACAUCGGCGGUAGCAACCAGGUCUGCUCCAACCCGCCCUGUGAGACGCACGAGACGGGAACGACCAACACCGCUACCGUCGCUAGCGCAAACAUCAGCGGUAGCAACCAGGUGUGCUCAAACCCGCCCUGUGAGAUGCACGAGACAGGAACAACUAACACUGCCACGGUGGCCUCAGCGAGCAUGAGACAGGAGCUGCAGAUGAGUUCAAACCAGCCUGCAGCUCAGCAGUCAGCUCCACCUGCUGUCAUUCUGAACACCUGCUCAAAUCCACCGUGUGAGACCACCAACACCGCCACCACUGCUGGAGUUGGUGGGCUCCAACAGGUGUGUUCGAAACCACCAUGUGAGACCCACGAGACCGGGACCACCAACACUGCCACCACUGCUGGAGCUGGAGGGCUCCAACAGGUGUGUUCGAAUCCACCAUGUGAGACCCACGAGACUGGAACCACCAACACCGCCACUACUGCUACAGCUCAGCAGGGUGGAGACAGCCAACAGGGGGAAUCCACAGAACCUUCCACAUCUGAGCCCCCCUCCACAGCAGCCAAUCAGAGCAGAGCUAUUACUACUGUUACACAGGCCACGCCCACACCAGGACCAUCCAUACCUGAGAUCUCGUCGUUGGUCGGACAGCCACGGGAGGAGUCCUCAGAGGCUGUUGCUAUGGACACAGCAGCAGAUGAGGGGGAUGAGCCUAUGCAGACAGACAGCCAAGCAGAGGAUGUGAUGUCAUCAGCAGCGGCAGUGUUACACGUUCAUGUUGAGGGCGGUGAUACGGCAGCACAGAUGGCGUCCUCAGACGGUGGUCUUCCUCAGGAGUUGAUGUCGUCUGAAGGGGACGGAGGCGAGGACAUCUCUGGGACGACGACAACCCUGAUGGUGACAGGGGCGCUGAUGCCGGAUCAGCUGGCUGUUACCACGGCAACAGAGGAAGCGGCCCAGCAGGCGACGAUACAGGCAGUACUGCAGGCAGCGGGACAUAUCGGUGACGCAGAGGGCUCGGAGCAGUCUAUUCCCAUCGUUCUGACUCAGCAGGAGCUGGCAGCGCUCGUCCAACAGCAGCAGCAACUGCAGAACAUCCACCAACCAGAACCGGAGCCUGAGCCAGAACCGGAGCCACAGCACAGCAGCAUCCCUACAGAGGGCCUUGCUCCUGCAGACAGCCUCAAUGACCCGGCAGCCGACACGAGUAACGGACACGAGCUGGCAUCAUCGGCGGUAACGAGCGCUGUUGCGCGAUUGGCCAGCACGUUUGGUCCCGCCCCCACUCUGACAUCAGGGCAGGUGAAGAAUGAAGCACCUGCCGCACUGCCAGAGGCCCCCAACGGCAUCGCACCGACUGCGCCGGUGAAGACGUCGGUGAAGGAGGAUCGGUGGUUCGACGUCGGCAUCGUUAAAGUCACCAACAUGGUGGUCUCGCAUUACUACGUCCCCUACGACGACAACACACCUGACGACGACUCGGGCGUGGUCCCGGACUACAGUCGAAUGAGAAAGGUGGAGCUACAACCGGGGACAGCCUACAAGUUCCGUGUGGCAGGCAUCAACAUCUGCGGCCGUGGCGCGUUCUCAGAGGUGUCGGCAUUUAAAACGUGCCUGCCCGGUUUCCCCGGAGCACCCUGUGCCAUCAAGAUCAGCAAGAACCUGGACGGGGCCCAGCUGACUUGGGAGCCUCCCGCCGUCACGUCGGGGAAGAUCACGGAGUACUCCGUCUAUCUGGCCAUCCACUCCAGCCAGGCUUCCUCCUCCUCCUCCUCCAGUUCAGGUUCUGGUGCCACCCAGCUGGCCUUCAUGAGGGUCUACUGUGGCCCCAACCCGUCCUGCCUGGUCCAGUCCUCCAGCCUCGCCAACGCACACAUCGAUUACACAACCAAACCCGCCAUCAUCUUCCGCAUUGCAGCUCGCAACCAGAAGGGCUACGGUCCCGCCACGCAGGUCCGGUGGCUGCAAGAAACCAGUAAAGACCCCAAAGCUGCGGUGAAGAGACCCGCUGCAGACCUUAAAUCUGCUGGACCAAAGAAGUUCAGAACCGACCAAUAGGAGGAGUCGACUUUCUCCUGAAGACUGUGAUUGGUUACUGUUGCUUGGUUGCCAGAACCAGGAGGAGGCGGGACUCUGGAAACAAACAAAACAAAAGACUUGUAGGAUAUUUGUACAUUUUUUUUUUGACCAAUCAGAACUCUUCUUCCUUUGUUGCUUCUUUCUGCUGUUGUCAUGGAGACAAUGUUGGACAGAGUCAACAGCAUUUCUCCAAAUGGGAUUAAAAUUUGAAUUUAUUUGAGUUAUAUGUAGGUAGCUCUCUCUCUCUCUCUC
This is a messenger RNA of Pundamilia nyererei, 5437 nucleotides long. It is a transcript of the gene hcfc1b, whose product is annotated as host cell factor C1b. The record is from RefSeq and is a predicted model, not a curated record. Gene Ontology annotation, biological process: chromatin remodeling; regulation of DNA-templated transcription. Gene Ontology annotation, molecular function: protein binding; transcription coactivator activity. The coding region runs from base 110 to 5164 and encodes 1684 amino acids. The transcript has 32 exons. Gene Ontology annotation, cellular component: histone methyltransferase complex. Lineage: Eukaryota; Metazoa; Chordata; Actinopteri; Cichliformes; Cichlidae.